Molecule: messenger RNA, 1366 nt
Organism: Sitophilus oryzae (rice weevil)
Lineage: Eukaryota; Metazoa; Arthropoda; Insecta; Coleoptera; Curculionidae
Product: evolutionarily conserved signaling intermediate in Toll pathway, mitochondrial-like
Cellular component (GO): mitochondrion
Source: RefSeq, a predicted model, not a curated record
UUAUGCACGAUUUUCGAAAUGGGGUUUAUUUAAAAGUUUAAAAAGUAGAAAUUUAGUUAAUUACAAGUUUUGUUUGAAUUAAAAAAUAUAGUGAACCAAAUGCUUUCACUAUCUUAACAACUAUGUUUAUUAGGAAGUUACUUCGACAUGGUUUAGCCUUAUAUAAAUUCAAAAAUCAGCCUUCAACUUGUAGUACCCUUAAUUUUCCAAAGUUUUUCCACACGUCUGCGUUAUUUAGAGAUAAUGAUAAAGCAGUAGUAGUAAGAGACUCAUUUGACGAUGUAAACAAAAACAAGAACACCUAUUUAGAAAUGGUAAAGAUCUAUAUAAAUAGGGAACAUGUUUAUCGAAGAGGUCAUGUUGAAUUUAUAUAUUCCGCACUUAAACAUAUGGAAGAGUUCGGAGUUCAGAAAGAUCUAGAGGUAUAUAAAGCUUUAAUCGACGUUCUUCCCAAAGGAAAACUUAUUCCGCAGAAUCUUAUACAAGCAGAAUUUAUGCAUUACCCAAAACAACAACAAUGUAUCAUCGAUGUUUUAGAACAAAUGGAGGAUUAUGGUGUGCUGCCCGAUUUCGAUAUGGAAGAUCAGCUCUUAGCUAUAUUUGGCAAAAGAGGAUUUCCUUUAAGAAAAUUCUGGAGAAUGAUGUAUUGGAUGCCAAGGUUCAAGAAUAUAUCGCCUUUUCCACUACCUGAUCCUUUACCUACUGACCUUUUAGAAUUGACUAAGUUAGCAGUAGAAAGAAUUAGUAGAGUUGAUGUGUCGAAUAAAGUGACUGUUUAUCAAACAGCUGAUAUCAAAGACUCAAUUGAUGAUACUUGGAUUAUCAGUGCCCAGAGUAUAUCACAGAAACGAUUAUUGAGUGAAAAUAACGAAAAAGAUCCGAUUUUUGUGGAAGGUCCCUUUAAAGUGUGGCUCAAAGGAAAUCCUAUAAAUUAUUUCAUUCUUCGUGGUCAGCCAAGGCCAUUCAACGAUGAUUUCGAAGAUGCUGAUAAUGUUGAAAAUAUCAAAACACCGUUUCUAAGUUUCAGACCCCCUGUUAAGAAUAUAAUGAAGCAAACUUUCACGGUGCACGAGCAAGAGGAUGGUGUAAUUUAUGCUUUAUGUGCAACGGGCACUUCAACUAAAGACUCUUUACUUUCCUGGAUUAGGCACUUAGAAAUCGAUGGUAAUCCACAUUUAGGAAAACUGUCUGUAGUGUUCACGUUGAGGAGUGGUGAAAAAGUAAUUUCUAAUAUAGAUGACAAAGAGAAAAUUGAAGAGAAAUGAUAUAUUUUAAAGUCGUUUUUCAAUUUUAAAAUAGAUAUUAAAGGUUUUAAAUUUAUAAUUUGUAAAAAGAAUUUUUUGCAAUAAAUAUUUAUUAUAUUACA